Molecule: messenger RNA, 1497 nt
Organism: Ogataea haglerorum
Lineage: Eukaryota; Fungi; Ascomycota; Pichiomycetes; Pichiales; Pichiaceae
Exons: 1
Coding region: 1-1497 (498 amino acids)
Biological process (GO): proteolysis
Molecular function (GO): aspartic-type endopeptidase activity
Source: RefSeq, a predicted model, not a curated record
AUGUACAUUCUUGAACUGCUCGUGCUGAGCGCCGUCGCGCACUCCUUCAGCGUGCACGUGCCCUCGUUGCCCGAUGCCAAAGACUUGUACCCUGUCGAUUCGGUCGAGAAGCCGCCACAGGACUUUUUCGCCAGAAUCAGGUCGCACACCAAGCAGACCGUGCUUGCGUCGAGCCAGACCGCCCAGACCACGCUGGCCUGGCAGCAGGGCAUGUCCUUUAUCGACUCAGACUCCUCCAACGAGGCAUAUACCGUCAACGUCACUGUCGGCGACGACACGCUGCCGCUGCUUAUUGACACAGGCAGUGCGUAUCUCUGGGUGUACGGAGCCAACUGCACGGAUUCCAGCUGCGACGACAAGAAACUGUACCAGAUGAGCUCGGGCCGCGAGUCCGGGUCCCUGUUCACGCUGUCAUACAGCUCAGGGUCGGCCUCGGGCAGCGUGGUGUCUGACUCGUUGCAGCUGGCCGGAGUUGCUGCAGACGACUUCUCGUUCGGCGUGGCGUCCCACGUGCCCGACCUGUUCGAAGGCUACUCGUUCGCGGGCGUUCUGGGCCUGCCUGCUACCAACGCGACGGACGGCAUGACGAAUCUCGUCACGUUUCUCCAGAACCAGGGGUCUCUGGCUAAAGGCGUGUUUGCGCUGUGUCUGGGCGCGUACAGCACCGCGAACGGCGACUCGAACGCCGGGCUGCUGGUCCUCGGUAAGGACAUUGCCGAGCUGUACGACGAGACCAUCAGCUACGCCCCAGUGGUGGAAAACAGCAAUAAUUACUGGCAGAUUGUUGUCGACUCGAUAUCUGUCGACGGCUACGGGGUGUCUUUCGACAAGGCCGCCGUCGACGGAGACGAGUCGUCAACAAAACGGCUCGCGGUCGUCGAUAGCGGCACCACGUCGAUCGUCACGGCCUCCGCAGACGCCACCAAACUGCACUCCUUCUUCAACGACUCCGUCACCGACGGUAGCAACUUCGCUGUGCCAUGCAACACCUCCUACGAGCUCGCGUUCGAGAUCGGCGGCCAGAAGUGGACCCUUGGCCCAGAAGACUAUCUGGGAUCGGCAUACCCUUCCGGCUCCCAGUACAGUGGUUACUGCGUGAGCAACAUUGUUGGCUCGCCGUCGCUGGACAACGGCACGUGGAUCCUGGGCUCGCUGUUCCUGAAAAACUACUACGUCACGUUCGACCUCGACGGUGCGAAAGUCGGGCUCGCCAAUAGGACGGCCGUCCAAAUUGACGCCUCCGCGUCCCAGAGCCCUCUCUCCAGCCUGCCACACUCCCAGACCACCGCUGGAGCCAGCUCCGCCUACUACAACUCGUCGACUACUCCCUCCUCGCACCGGACCCGCACACCCUCGACUCUGAGCAUUGCAAGUAGCUCUGUCUCAGGCCGCGCAUCGGCCAAUUCGAGCUCCAGCUCGUCUGUCGUCUCCGGCCGGGCCGGCAAACGCCAGCUGUCGCCGCCGCUACUGCUGCUGUCGCUUCUGUGUCUGCUAUGA